AUGGCUGAAGUCCCAGAUGAUGACGACUCUGGCCCCGAAGAAAAAGGUGAAGGGCUGGAGCCCGAGAGGCCUGAACCGCCUGACCUCGGUGAACUGUAUAAAAGUGCCGAACCAAACGCCACGGCAGAGGCAGGCCCGGAGCCACCCACGCAGAUUGAGACCGAGGAAAAGAGCUUCAAGGAGGGGAAGUCGGAGAAUGCUGAGAACGUGCGGCUGAAAGCAAGACGGACGUCCGAGAAAGACCCUGCCAAGGGGUCCCAGAUGGACCUACUGAGAGAAAUCGAGCCAGGAAUUCCUCAGGUCAAGUCGGAGACAGUCGGGGAGAUGGGAGGGGAGCUUUUCAAAGAUCUGGAGGGCGCUGCGGAUGAAAAGAGUGAGGAUCCACACCUAGAGCCACCAGAGGAGGCGAAACCAAACGUCACAGAGGAUGUCCUCCUGGGGUCAGUCACAGAAACAGGUCCAGCACGACCAACGGAAGCCGUGUCCAAGUUACUAGAGGAAACUGAACCGGAGGCUCCAGAGGAAUCACUUGGAAAGCAAGAUGAAGAGACAGGCCUAGAGCCUCCAGAGCAGAUCAAACCAGAUGUUCCAAGUAAGAAACCAAGAGAAGCAGUUGAAGAGACAGAUUUACAGCCAACAACGAUGACCAAACCAGAGAUUCCAGAGGAGACACAGAGGGAGUCGACUGAGGAAGAAAGCACAGAACCACCUCAGCAGACCAAACCAGCGUUUCCAGAGCAGAAACCAAGAUCGUCUGCUGAGGAAGCAGAUACUCAACCUCCAGAAGAGACUAAACCAGAGAUUCCAGAGGAGACACAGAGAGAGCCAAUUGAGGAGAAAGAUCUAGAGUUGCCACAUGAAGCCAAACCAAGAAAGACACAUGUAGAAUUUCCCAAGGAAGAUGGGCCAGAACCAGCCAAAUCUAAGUAUUCUGUAGACAGGGAUGUGCUAGAGCACCCCGAACAUCAGACUGGAAAGGUGUCAGAAACAGCCACUGAAGAACAAGGACUCCACAAAGAGCUUAACAUCAGUAAAGAAUCGAAUUCACAUUCCCCAGAGUUUCAGACAGAAUUAAGAGAGCCCAUUAGUGGAAAGAAAGUUCUAGAUCUCUCCCAAGAGCGGAAGGAACUGGUACCUGAAGAUAAAAACACCCAGCCCAAAAAAAGGACUAAGUUACAAUUUGAGUAUCUUAAUUGGGACCCAGAGAACGUCGCAGAGUGGAUUAGCCAGCUAGGCUUCCCUCAGUACAAGGAGUGUUUUACCACCAACUUCAUCAGUGGCCGAAAACUCAUCCAGGUAAACUGCUCCAACCUCCCCCAGAUGGGCAUAACCGAUUUUGAGGACAUGAAGGUAAUUUCUCGGCAUACGCGGGAGCUACUGGGAGUUGAAGAGCCAUUAUUCAAACGCUCCAUCAACCUUCCCUAUAGGGACAUUAUUGGCUUAUUUUUAGAGCAAAAAAGUCAUAUUGGGAUAAAAUCUGAUUCCUUGACCUUAUCUGAAUUUAUCAAAGCAGCAGGAUUACAGGAUUACGAUCCACAAAUGACUGCCCCUGAAGAAAAUGCAGCGUUACCUUACACUGAGCUGUAGGGGAGAGCCAUUUCCCCUAGUUUGAAAGAUCACACUAAAUUACUUGGGGGAA
Carlito syrichta (Philippine tarsier) is the source of this 1639-nucleotide messenger RNA. RefSeq names its product sterile alpha motif domain containing 15 (gene SAMD15). Gene Ontology annotation, molecular function: protein binding. Lineage: Eukaryota; Metazoa; Chordata; Mammalia; Primates; Tarsiidae. Bases 1 to 1587 code for a protein of 528 amino acids. The record is from RefSeq and is a predicted model, not a curated record. The transcript is spliced from 4 exons.